Molecule: messenger RNA, 846 nt
Organism: Gongylonema pulchrum
Lineage: Eukaryota; Metazoa; Nematoda; Chromadorea; Rhabditida; Gongylonematidae
Source: the annotation of a GenBank genome assembly
AUGACUGCUUACGCUGCUGCCUAUUCGGCAAUCGGUGUUUCGGUGUUAAGCUUCGCUAUUUGUAUUUAUUCGUUGCGUGGCUUGGGGUCGAAGAUUAGCGCCAUCAAUGCGGAGAUUCAGGAGGAAGCGGAGGAAUUCCGCGGCAUUGAAACCCAUAUUUGGGGCGAAUAUCGGCACAAGGUUGCAUCAGCAAGCUUCGCCAAAAUGAGGGUGGCAAGGCAAGUCGGACAGUGCCAGUGCAAUAUCAACAACCGGUGUCCACCAGGACCACCUGGACCUCCCGGGCUUCCUGGACAAGAUGGAACACCAGGUCUUCCCGGACCGGCCGGUGCACCAGGACUGCCAGGAAACAUGCCAGCAAUCAACUACAACUUUGAAGGACACUGCCGUGCAUGUCCCAAUGGGCCACCAGGACCACCAGGGCCUUUGGGUCCACCUGGUCGGCCAGGCGGCAGCGGACCACCAGGACCAGCCGGAAACCGUGGACAAAAUGGAAAUACCGGACCACCGGGUCCUCCUGGACCGCCAGGAGAAGCAGCAGCACCAGGUCAUCCUGGUGCACCAGGUGCACCUGGAGCACCAGGACCACAGGGUGGCAAAGGAGAACCCGGACCACGAGGACCACCAGGACCUCCCGGACCACCUGGACCACCUGGACAACCAGGGCUCGCUGGAAACCAAGGACAACAGGGAUCACAAGGGCCGCAAGGACCUCCUGGACAACCAGGAUCAGACGGACAAAAUGGUGCUCCAGGACCGCGUGGCACACCCGGCGGCCCAGGCGAAGAUGCUACUUAUUGCCCAUGCCCACGUCGACGUGUCGCAGUGUCACUACAGAAGUCGUGA